AGAAAGGAGAAUGAGGAUGAAGAAAAAAGAUGGAAGAGUCUGGUCCUCUGUCGUGAUUAUCCACGCACAGUGCGGCAUUCUAUAUGUUUAUAUUUGUUGAUACUGAAGCUUUGUCCAUUAUUUUGGGAAGUUGAAAAUCUCAAAUCAACAAUGUCAACGAAGAGGAAGCAAUUUAAGCCAAAAGCAUUCAAGGACGGUGAAGCAAUUAGUACUGUUUGUAAUAACAUGCACAAGGAUCAAGAAAUGGAGGAAAAGAAAAGAAAGCAAAGAAAUGAUGGAGAAUCAAGAAUUGAUGGUAAAAAAACCGGCUCUUGUCCAGAAUCUUGUCUUUCAUCCAAGACCAUGGAUAUGGAGAUAAUCUGCAGCUUUUGUGAGAUUGGAUUUGAUGACAUCAAGACGUUACAGAAUCAUACAUUGCAGAAUCACCGGCAGCAACAACAAGAGCAAAAUGUUAAAGUAGAAAAUGAAGAAAGUGAUGCAAUCUCGUUGAAGAGUGAUAUCUGUCGAAGUAGUGACGGAGGCCCAUCAUUGGUAUGUCAGCAAUGCGACAAGACAUUACACGGUUUUGCUGAAUUUGGUUAUCACAUGCGAACACAUUUAAUCAGUAAAGAUUGUGAACAGAAAUGCAAUCUUUGUAGUGCUAUCUUCACCGAUCCUAUUACUCGAAUAUCGCAUAUUGUGGAACAUUUCAUGGAAAAUAGUCUCCAUAUACAAUGCAAAGAAUGUCCGACAGUACCGUUUUAUAAUUUUCAACAAAUUCGACAACAUCAAUUUGAAGAGCACUUGGAGAUACUAUAUCGUUGCUCCAUUUGUCAUCAAAUAUUCAGGAGCCAACAUCGUUUUCAGGAACAUUCCGUAACCCACUUCGAGGAAGUUCUCCGCUAUCACUGCGCAGCUUGUAGCAUCCCAUUCGAAACCCGUGAUCUUCUGGCUAUCCAUGUACAACUAAUUCAUGAUCGGCCUGCUGUUACUUUAACGGUUAACAAUUUACAGCGAAAUUUAUCGGAAGAUAGUUCCUGCAAAGAACAGUCCGAAAGACGUCUAGUGAAAUGUUUGGUCUGCGAUAUAAAAUUUGAAAAUGAAGAUGAGUUGGACUUUCAUCGUCUCGUUGAACAUUGCAAGGUACCCCGAUCGAAUCGUUGCGCAGACUGUCAGGCACAAAUCCAGACCGUCACACAUUUCAAGAAUCAUAUCCGUGAGCAUAUACAAGACGAACAUGCAGUAGCCUGCAUCGUUUGUCGACAAGCACUUCGUAAUGAUGCACAAAUCGAUACUCAUGCCAAGUAUCAUUUGCAGUUUAGUGAUAAUACUUUGGAAGCGGAUCGACAAUGCAGUAUAUGCCAACAGCAUUUCUCGAGCGAAUCACUCGGAUUACAUAUGGUGGAGCAUUCUAGCAACGGAGAUUGUCCAUAUUGUGACAAACAUCUCCCCAAUGUUGGGAGUUUAUUGACUCACAUCGACUCGAUCCAUUCGGAUGUGAAAGCAGCCUAUCAGUGCCAUAAUUGUCUACAGGCCUUUCAUUUCAGUUCCCAACUACAGCAUCACCAUUGUUCUCCUGUUACACACGGAAGACUCAUUAAGUAG
Messenger RNA from Loa loa (African eye worm), 1584 nucleotides. RefSeq lists its product as hypothetical. Bases 151 to 1584 code for a protein of 477 amino acids. NCBI's taxonomy places the organism in Eukaryota, Metazoa, Nematoda, Chromadorea, Rhabditida, Onchocercidae. Gene Ontology annotation, biological process: regulation of transcription by RNA polymerase II. Gene Ontology annotation, cellular component: nucleus. The record is from RefSeq and is a predicted model, not a curated record. The transcript has 11 exons. Gene Ontology annotation, molecular function: RNA polymerase II transcription regulatory region sequence-specific DNA binding; DNA-binding transcription factor activity, RNA polymerase II-specific.